GUAGUGGAAGGCUGUUGGAUUCUAGCGGAGUUACUGACUUCUUAGCUACAGACUGCACAGUAAUCAGAGAACGGGAGACGAGCAAUUUGAGAGGAAGAAGGAGGGAGAGAGAAACAGAGAGGACGUGGAGGAGGAAAAGAGUAAAAGGAACAGCAGGAGUAUAAUGUAGAAGGAAGAGGGGGAAAAGACAGAGGAGAAGCUGAGAAAGAAGCAUCAAUCCAAAAGCCUAUGGGAAAAGCUCCAAAUCCAAGGAUCAGAACUCCACACUGAACAAAAUGUUGAAAUCAGGAAAGCAUCCAAACAAAGAGGAGUGGAGAAGCAGGUAGAAAAACCAGGGAAGGAAAGUUGGAGAAAGACUAACAGCCAAGAAAAUUCUGGAGAGCUAAGUGGAAAACCAACAGAAGAGAUGGUCAAGGGGAGGGAGCAAUUUCUGGAGAUUUAACCCAAACUGGAUGGGAUGUAGGCAACUCCUUCUUUGCCUUUCUCUCAUAACUAUAUUUGCAGCUCUCAAAUGGGAUAUAGCUAACCACAGACCAGGUGUCUACUCUAUAAAGACUGCUACCAUGACUGCUGCCACUGUGCACCAAGCCUGAACACUGCUGUCUUUUCCUGUGUGUCCACACACUUUCACACACAGCGCCUAUAAACCCUGACCUCUGUUGUGGGAGGUACCUCAUGAUAAAACGAGUCAUGGGCAGCAUCAGGGUAAACAGGUACAGUAUUGUUUCCACUGAAGAAGAUGGACAUAAAGUCUCUUCCCUUGGCAGCAUUGAUGGGCACAAUCGGAAUGGGAAAGGUCACGUUCCACGACGGAAACGGCGCAACCGUUUUGUUAAGAAGAAUGGCCAGUGCAACGUUUACUUUGCCAACCUAAGCAACAAGUCCCAGCGCUACAUGGCUGACAUCUUCACAACAUGCGUGGACACCCGUUGGCGGUACAUGCUCAUGAUUUUUUCCGCAACCUUUUUGGUAUCUUGGUUGUUUUUUGGUCUCCUCUUCUGGAUAAUUGCGUUCUUUCAUGGUGACUUGGAAGCUCCCAGUACAGGAAGUGGGCCCACCACUACAAAACUCUGCAUCAAACAUGUCAAUGGAUUCGUGGGAGCUUUCCUUUUUUCAGUAGAAACACAGACAACCAUUGGAUAUGGUUUCCGAUACGUGACUGAGGAAUGCCCAUUAGCCAUUAUGGUGGUGGUGGUACAAUCCAUUGUGGGCUGUGUUAUUGACUCCUUCAUGAUUGGCACCAUAAUGGCUAAGAUGGCACGCCCCAAGAAAAGGGCCCAGACUCUCCUUUUCAGUCAUCAUGCCGUCAUCUCUUUGCGGGAUGGUAAAUUGUGCCUUAUGUGGCGGGUAGGAAAUCUGAGGAGAAGCCAUAUUGUAGAAGCUCAUGUUCGGGCCCAGCUUAUCAAGGCCUACAUGACAGCUGAAGGUGAGUAUCUUCCAUUAGACCAACGGGAUCUUAAUGUGGGGUAUGACAUAGGCCUGGACCGCAUCUUCUUAGUAUCUCCCAUUAUUAUUGUCCAUGAGAUCGAUGAGGAAAGUCCACUCUAUGGAAUGGGCAAGGAAGAACUGGAGAGGGAGGACUUUGAAAUAGUUGUCAUCCUUGAAGGCAUGGUGGAAGCUACAGCCAUGACCACCCAGGCUCGCAGCUCCUACUUGUCUAGUGAAAUCCUCUGGGGGCACCGCUUUGAGCCUGUGGUCUUUGAGGAGAAGAAACAUUAUAAGGUGGACUAUUCGCGCUUUCACAAGACCUAUGAGGUGGCUGGAACCCCUUUCUGCUCUGCACGGGAGCUGCAGGAGAGCAAGAUCACUAUCCUACCUUCACCCCCACCACCUCCCAGUGCCUUCUGCUAUGAGAAUGAGUUGGCUCUCGUCAGCCAAGAUGAAGAUGAGGAUGACUUGGAUGUAAGAGGAGAUUUGAGAGAAAGCCCUAAGGAGGAUGCAGGAGUCAUACCUAUGAUGGAGUUCGGAAGCCAUAUGGAUUUGGAUCGAUUGCAAGCAUCCAUCCCUCUGGAUACACUUUCAUACCACAGGGAAUCAGCCAUCUAAUCUCCAUUCUAGCUUUUCAUCUCACAUAUAUUCUCCAAAGUUUCCUUAUCCAUUUAGACCCAGUGUUUGAUUGGAAAACCUAUGGUACUUCUCUUAAAACACUGAACACAUGCAGACAGAACACUUCUCUGGUGAUGGAGGGUUCGGGUUUCAGGCUAUAAGGUUAAAGAAAUUGGUUUUUAAACCCUUGAACCCUGAAAAUUCAGGCUGUUUCUCCUCAUCCCAAUAGUUCUUUUGUGGCUUGGAACUGUGAGAAGACAGCAAUAGCCACAACACUCUGGAAUCACACAGGAAAUAUUCUGUUUCAGCUGCCAACAGCAAUGGGACUGAUGGUCACAAAGGUGAUUGACACCUGCUGCAGGACCAGGAAAGUUGCAGACAUCAACCAGAUGAGGUUGGACUGGAAAAUCAGGUGGUUCACAGGGACAGUGAAAUAUAUGAUGUGGGAUAUAAUUUGCUUAUGUAUUAUUUGUUGCAUCCUUAAAAUGCUACAUCAAGAGAGAAUAAUAACCUUAACUUUCAGCGCUCUCAUAUAUUUACAGUUGAUCUUUCUCAUUUUUGUAUUGUCGAAGGCUUUCACGGCCGGAUUCAGCUGGUUGUGGUGGGUUUUCCAGGCUGGGUGCCG
Molecule: messenger RNA, 2671 nt
Organism: Sphaerodactylus townsendi
Lineage: Eukaryota; Metazoa; Chordata; Lepidosauria; Squamata; Sphaerodactylidae
Gene: KCNJ4
Product: potassium inwardly rectifying channel subfamily J member 4
Exons: 3
Coding region: 676-2046 (456 amino acids)
Biological process (GO): potassium ion import across plasma membrane; regulation of monoatomic ion transmembrane transport
Cellular component (GO): plasma membrane
Molecular function (GO): inward rectifier potassium channel activity
Source: RefSeq, a predicted model, not a curated record